Molecule: messenger RNA, 834 nt
Organism: Caenorhabditis elegans
Lineage: Eukaryota; Metazoa; Nematoda; Chromadorea; Rhabditida; Rhabditidae
Gene: ethe-1
Product: Metallo-beta-lactamase domain-containing protein
Exons: 5
Coding region: 64-777 (237 amino acids)
Biological process (GO): glutathione metabolic process
Molecular function (GO): sulfur dioxygenase activity
Source: RefSeq, marked reviewed
ACACAAUAACCUCUGCAGUUUUUAUUGAUCUGGUUCUAAUUAUUGGAAUCAUCGAAAACAACUAUGAAAGCUCCAUUCUUCAAUGCACCAAUUUUUAGACAGUUAAUUGAAUUCAAAUCCAGCACUUACACGUACAUUAUCGGAUGUCAUAAAACAGGAAAAGCUGUUAUCAUUGAUCCAGUUGUGGAUACUGUUUCAAGAGAUAUUCAAAUUAUUCGUGAUUUGAACUUAGAUUUGAUUUAUGGAUUGAAUACUCAUGUACAUGCUGAUCAUAUUACUGGAACAAAUAGCUUGAAAACGGUCUUCCCAACAAUGAAGUCAGUGCUCAGUUCAAAAUCGGGUGGCGAGGCUGAUAAAUAUGUUUCGGACGGAGAAAUCAUUGAAAUUGGUGGACUGAAAUUAGAAGUGAGAGAGACUCCAGGACAUACAAAUGGAUGUUUGACAUAUGUGGAACAUUCAUUGAGAUCUGCAUUCACUGGAGAUGCACUGCUCAUUCGAGCAUGUGGAAGAACUGAUUUUCAGCAAGGAAACCCGGCAUCUCUCUUUGACUCGGUUCAUGACAAAAUCUUCACACUUCCAGAAGAUUAUGUUGUUUAUGUUGGACAUAACUACAAUGGUGUUUUGCAAACUACGGUCUGGGAAGAGAAAAAUCUGAAUCCACGUCUUACGAAAAGCAAGGAUCAAUUUGUGGAAAUUAUGAAGAACUUGAAAUUGAAUUAUCCGAAACAAAUUGAUAAAGCGGUUCCUGCAAAUAUGGUGGAUGGAAAAGGACAUUAAAUUGCAUUUGAAAUUGCUCUAAAAUUAUGAAAAUUAAAAAAUAAAAAUUUUCCCUGU